UAAGCGAUGUCUGGUGCUGUUCGGAGGUCGACGCGAAUCAAGAAGAAGCCUGCAUAUCUUCAAGAUUACGAGUGGGAAAAUAUCCGAGAAGAUCAACCUGAGAUGGAACCGAAGCAGCCACAAACAUUGGAUCUCCGUCCAGUUGACAGACUGACACAGUUGACUACGAGCGUGGACCGGAUGAAGCGCCUUGUAGACUGGGGCCGUCAGGCUAAUAGCAUCGUCGAGCAGUUAGAAGAUGAGGUCAUCGACCAGAUUGAAGAGCGUGCAGACGAGGCUCCUUCAAUGACGCCGUCAUUGCUUGCUCAGGGUGACCCAGACACCAGACACCAGAAACCAGAAGAAGAUAAUCUUCCUGAAGAUGAAGAAGAUGAAGACGACUUUGAUGACGCGAAGAGUGACCAGUCACAUCAGUCAACGCAGUCUAACCGUUCACAGUUGGCGAAAGUAAAGGCAGAGUUGGCGAUGCUGAAGGUCAAACAAGAGAAGCAGAGGUACGUCGAACAGCUGCGCAUCCAGGAAGCUCAACAGAAGUUGGCCUUGGCGAAGGCCGAGGAUGAGGCUGAGAGCGCGAAGUUAGAGGCUCAGCUGCUGGCCGAGUUGGAUGGCAGAGGCAUCGCUAAGCCUACCAUGCCUACCAAGCCUGUCGUCUUCACGUUACCGCCUAGAAAGCAAAGAGCGACUCAAUUUUUUCCUGUAGAUUUCAGCCCAGCAGGGGAAAAGCACCAGAUGACAGGGAAGAGACGGUCUGCAUCCGCACACAAUAGUUGGAUCCAGCAGGUUCAAGCUCAGGACCUGGCGAGCUUGAAGUUUCCUAUCCUAUCCAGCAGUAAUGAGAAGGUGGGUGAGAAGCCUGUUUUGCAGCCCUUUGGUGUCCUAGCAGCUUCAAAGUUGAACCCGAUUGACGAGUUAGUGCAGUCGAUUGAGGAAUCUACACCGAUGCCAAGACCACAGCAUUCCUCCACUCCAGCCAAAGAUGUUCCAGAAGUUACACCUGCCGAGACGAAAGAGAUACAGCGCUUCUUCCAGGGUCUGGCAAAACCUCAUCUACCGAAAUUCGAUGGCAACAGAGACCGAUUCGAAGACUGGAGGGCGAAGUAUUUGUUGAACAAUCUCAGGUACCAGUAA
Lineus longissimus is the source of this 1128-nucleotide messenger RNA. RefSeq lists its product as uncharacterized. Bases 7 to 1128 code for a protein of 373 amino acids. The transcript has 2 exons. The record is from RefSeq and is a predicted model, not a curated record. Lineage: Eukaryota; Metazoa; Nemertea; Pilidiophora; Heteronemertea; Lineidae.